This is a messenger RNA of Triticum dicoccoides, 1264 nucleotides long. RefSeq lists its product as uncharacterized. The record is from RefSeq and is a predicted model, not a curated record. Gene Ontology annotation, molecular function: protein binding. The transcript has a single exon. Bases 29 to 1264 code for a protein of 411 amino acids. Lineage: Eukaryota; Viridiplantae; Streptophyta; Magnoliopsida; Poales; Poaceae.
CACAGACAACCCAAACCCAGCGACCACCAUGGCAUCAGCACCGCCGCCGCAGCGACGCCGCGCAUCGCCGCCGGCGAUCCCGGACGAGCUCGUCGAAGAGAUCCUCCUCCGCCUCCCGCCCGACGAACCGGCCUGCCUCCUCCGCGCCUCCCUCGUCUGCAAGGCCUGGGGCGGCAUCGUCUCCCACCCCGUCUUCCGCCGCCGCCUCCACGAGCUCUACCUCGCACCCCCCGUGCUCGGCUUCCUCCACGGAUCGGAAGAAGACGACUCCCCGCACUUCGUCUCCACCACCGCGUCGCCCUUCUCCCUCGCCGCCCCGGACUGGCGCUCGUGGCGGGCCGUCGACUGCCGCCACGGCCGCGCCCUCUUCCUCUCCAAGCGCAAUCAUACUCGUACCUGGGAGCUGCUCCUAUGGGAGCCAAUCACGGGCGCCCAGCAGCGCAUACCGGUGCCCGCGGCGUUCAACGGCAGCUGGCCGACCGCGGCCGUGUUCUGCGCAGUGGACGGGUGCGACCACCACGACUGCCUUGGGGGUCCAUUCCGCGUGGUCUUCGUCUUCGUCGUCGACAACGAAGACGUUGACUACGACGACAAUGUCAUAUCGGCCGGCGUAUACUCGUCGGAGACCGGCACGUGGGGCGAGCUGACCUCGAUGUACAGCGAAUUCAUGAUGUUCUUUGGAAAAUAUUCCAGCCUGCUCGUUGGGAGGUCUCUGCUCUACUUCAUGUCCGAUGCUGGGUUGAUCCUGGAGUACGAUUUAGUGAGGCAUGGCCUGACCGUCUUCGACACACCUGACUGCCAGCCCGGCUACAAGUCCGACUGUGGGUCGUCGUCCUCGGACGACAACAGAUUUAAACUCAUGCUUGCGGAGGAUGGUGGGCUGGGAGUUAGUGAAGAAUCGGGUCUGCGCCUCAAACUGUGGACAAGGAAGGCGAGUGACACCACUGAUGCACGAUGGGUAGUCAACUGCAUCUUCUGCUUGGAAAACUUGCUUCCAGCUAGCGAUCUCUUGGUCCCGGGCAUAAAUUAUAGAGUGACUGUGCUGGGCUUUACUGAGGAAGCACAAGUCAUUUUCGUUGACACGAUUGAUAGCCUCUUCACAAUCGAUCUGCAAUUAGGGUUGGUGACGGAGGUGCCGGAUGAUCGUGGCUUCUGCAAUCUGAUUCCAGUUGUCGGCUUCUACGCUCCUGUGCCCCGACGCGAGAACCAGAAUCUGCUGGCGUUGAAACCUUGUGAGGAGGCAAGUGGUGAGCUACUUGUAUAG